Acanthopagrus latus (yellowfin seabream) is the source of this 2477-nucleotide messenger RNA. It is a transcript of the gene cbx7a, whose product is annotated as chromobox homolog 7a. Gene Ontology annotation, biological process: negative regulation of transcription by RNA polymerase II. The record is from RefSeq and is a predicted model, not a curated record. Bases 282 to 1376 code for a protein of 364 amino acids. The transcript is spliced from 6 exons. Gene Ontology annotation, cellular component: PRC1 complex. NCBI's taxonomy places the organism in Eukaryota, Metazoa, Chordata, Actinopteri, Spariformes, Sparidae.
AAGGGGGCGCGCCCGGCUUAAAGCAGCGCGUUGUCCUGUGUUGAUGUGUCGCAGAUUUAAAAAGUGAGGGAGGCAGGCAGCUGGAGUUUGGCGAGAGGGAAGUGCGGAGGCUCGGCGCUCAAAACAAAGAGUUCCGGAGCGGGAGCGAGCGGCUGCAGCGACACCUCCGAGGGUUUCCCCCCCUCGUCCUCACCUACUAGUUUCAUUUCGGCUCUUCGGCAACAACAGCAGCGCGGAUCCAGUUUGUGUCCUGCUCGGAGCGUGUGGAGGAGCGCGCAGCGAUGGAGCUGUCAUCGAUUGGAGACCAAGUGUUUGCAGUCGAGUCAAUAACGAAGAAGAGAGUGCGAAAGGGUAAUGUGGAGUAUCUACUGAAGUGGCAGGGAUGGUCCCCAAAGUACAGUACUUGGGAACCAGAGGACAAUAUUUUGGACCCGCGCCUGGUCCUGGCCUACGAAGAGAAUCAGGAGAAGAUCAGAGCUCUGGCUUAUCGCAGGAAAGGACUCAGACCCAGGAGGCUCGUCCUGCGGAACCUCUUUGCCAUGGACCUCCGCAGUGCCCACAAGGAGAAGCCGCCGCCUCGCCUGCGUCUCUCUCUCACCCGUGCCAUGAGCACAGACGUGGACCAGGUCGAGCGGGGCGGCAUGUCUCUUCGGCCCGCCUGGAGGAAGAGGAGGCAGAGGGUGUCCAAACGGAGGUCGGAGGGAACUUCACACAAAACCCUCCGUCCACUGAGGAAGAAGGAGGAGCCCAUGGAGGAGGAGUGGGACCCCACCAGCGAGGAGGACAAGCAGGAGUCUGAAUGCACCACCGAGGAGAGAUGUGAAGACAGCUUAUACGGUCAGUCGGAGUGCAGCUCCCCACCCCUGCUGGAGCGACAGGACUUGGAGGUGGAGGAGAAGGUGGACGCUGACCUGGACCGAGCAAUGGAGACGUGGACCGACAAAACAGGCGGAGGGACAUCCGUAACGAGACAGAACCAGACAUUUGCGUGCGACCAAUCAAAGGACACCGCCUCGGUGCCUGAGGCCGAAGCGGGCGAUGCGAUCGCAGUGGGCGACGGGUCAGAUUGGUACAGGUCGGGCGAGGAGGGCGCGGAGUCGGUAACGGAGUGUCCCACAUUAGAGAGGUGCGUCUGUCAGACCUCAGUGAUAGUGUGCGUUCAGGGGAGCGGCGAGAUGGCGGUCGACGCCACCGUCUGCUCCGCUGCACCGGCGGGGAAGGAGGAAGCAGAGGGUGACAAUCGGUUGGUCAGUCAGGCUGCUCCCGCUGCAGCAGAGCAUGCUAGGAAGGUGAUUGUGACGAACGUGACGAUCAACUCUUUGACGGUGACUUUCAAAGAGGCCACAGUGGCUGAAGGCUUCUUUAAGGGAUACUGAAUGGAGAUCACAACAACCAUAAUUAGACUUGCCACUCAUUUUGUACGUGUAAAUAGUCGUGUAUGUGAGAUAUUUCCACAUGUUUACAUAAACUCAUUUCCUACUGAGUUCGAUGAAGACAUCCUCUGCCUUUCAAUACAAAAAUGAGUGGUAAUUUUAUCAUUGUGGCUCAUUUAUUAGGUGUGAUAGGAAGCCCGAGGGCCCCCCGCAAUGGGCUCAGAUCAUCCAUUGCAAUCCAGGGGACUAAAUGGAUCUCAGUGGCAGGUUUCAUUCGUGGGGCCAGAAGCGGUUUACCAGAAGCUGGAGACAGAUGGUGAGACAGCAGCUGAAGCGAAACGUUAACAGUCCACAAUACUACUUCCAUGCAGCUACUUUUAUUCCAGCCAUCCUCAGUGCUUUCCAGCCAGACACCGGUCUCUCACUCCCAGAUCACUGCUCGGGGGGCAGGGGGGGGCCGUUUCAGCCACUCCUCUUUCUUACCAACGAUGUUUUGUAAAGAUACUGCUCUUUUUUUUUUUUUUUUUUUUUCCUUUUUCAGUAUUCUCACAGAGCCCAACGCAUGCCCUGUCAGUUUGUGCCACACAUGCACAAAGCCCUGUCCUGUGGUUUGUUGAAGAGGUUUAUUUCCGUCACAAAAGGAAUAAAAACAAAGCGAGAGAGUUAACGCCUGCCGCUUAGAUGCAGUCCUGUAUUUCAAGGAGGAUGGAUGCACAAAAAAGAAGUACACAGUUGUGUUUGCCGUUCGUCUGUCUGUCUGUCCUUUUACUUUUCAAGUAUGAAAAGCUACCUGGUUCUAUUUUUGUAUAACCAAUUGAUAGUACACUCUUUUCACUAGCCUUUGUGCAUUUCAAAAGUGCUGAUGUCACGCUGUGUAAGGUAACGUGCAGAUGGAAGCAACUGUAUGUUAGGUCAGACCGUAGUGAGCUAUUAUUUAUUGCAUGUCACAUGUAUAAGCAAACUAACUUAUGUCACUUAAUGUGUCAGUGAAUCAGUCUUCUUCUGACAAAGAUGAGCUGUCAAACAUGUCUUCUCUUAAAAAAUAAAAUUAAAAAAUGAAUUUUUAUUUUCAUUGCAUUUCCAAUAAAGAUGUACAAAAACGUA